Messenger RNA from Caenorhabditis bovis, 1098 nucleotides. Lineage: Eukaryota; Metazoa; Nematoda; Chromadorea; Rhabditida; Rhabditidae. The record is from the annotation of a GenBank genome assembly.
AUGUCCGAGUUUACCGCGAUGAAAGUGAUGGGACCCGAUGAAUGGGAAUCGGUCAAACUUCAAUUUUCGGGUCAUGUUUUAUGUGGAAGUGGGCGAUUUUCAAAUGUUUACGCAACAAAACUAGUGAGCCCAGAGACGCGAGAAGUGGCCAUCAAAAAUAUUUGGUCCGAUGCUUCAUCGGCCACCGAGAAUUACAUCGAAGUGAAAAUAUUAUCGCAUUUAUUUCAUCCGGCAAUUUCGAAUCUUUUGUAUUUUUAUACGAGAAACGCAAAUGAAAAGCGGAUUCAUUGUCUCAUUUUGGAUUAUUUGCCAACAGACAUGGGAAAACUUAAGGAGAAAGGCGUCAAAUUUGACACAUUGGAUGCGAAACUUUACAGCUACCAAUUAUUCGCAGCAUGCGCGUAUUUGGCUCAUAUGAAGGUCGUCCAUUUGGACAUUAAACCGCAAAACAUCAUUCUUGACAAUGAGGCCGGUUUUUUAAAGUUGGCCGAUUUCGGGAAUGCCCGCCGAUUGGAGACGACGGAAAAGAAGGGCAAUUCCUAUCAGGUUACUCGAUUCUAUCGACCGCCGGAAUUGUUGUUUGGCGGCGAGAAUUUUACGCCAGCGAUUGAUUUAUGGUCGGCUGCUUGCGUUUCGUUCGAGUUCUUUGCAAACCGCACCUUGUUUAAAGGGAAAGACACCCAAGAUCAGCUUGGGCUUGUAGUCAACGUUCUCGGCUAUCCAGACACCGAGGAUAUCAAGGCUAUGGGUGUGAAACGGCCGAGAAUUGCUAGGAGACCGGCACGGGGUCUCGAAAAGUUUACAAGCAACACUUUGGAUGGUCCCACUUAUGACUUCCUCAAAAGUUUGAUUGUGAUGAAUCCGGCGAAGCGAAAACCAGCCAAGGAUGUUCUAUUGAUGCCAAUUUUUGAUGUUCUCAAAGUGAAGCCGGCGACCGUUCGCGGCAAUGGAAGACCACUUCCAAGCGUUGAGGCUUACAGCAAAAUGGAACAUGAACGAUUGGCACCGAGCGAAGCUCAAAUGCGGGUUGAUAAGUCGACAUCCGAAGUGGCAAAAAUUAAAAAGGAAUCGUCAACGUCGUCAAGCGAAAAUGAUUGA